AUGGCUAACGCUAGCCACGCCCUCCUUUCACUGUGCCUUCUCCUCGCCGUCCUCGGCUCCCUGGCGGCGACGACGGAGGCGGCACCGCACCGCCGCCUCCAGCAGAGACCGAGGUUCGACGACGACGACCCCAAGGGACCCAUCGUACCGCCGACGGUGGUGGCCUGCUGGAAGUCCAUCCUGGCGUCGGAGAACUGCGUGGACGACAUCCUCCACUCGCUGGCCGCGCUCCAGGUGCGCGUCAGCGAGGUGUGCUGCUCCGUGCUGGAGAAGAUCGGUAACAAGUGCGUCGUCGACGCCUUCUCCAGCUUCCCCUUCAACCCGGUGUACCCGCCCCUCGUCAACCACAUCUGCGGCCUCGCCGUUUGA
Molecule: messenger RNA, 369 nt
Organism: Phragmites australis (common reed)
Lineage: Eukaryota; Viridiplantae; Streptophyta; Magnoliopsida; Poales; Poaceae
Exons: 1
Coding region: 1-369 (122 amino acids)
Biological process (GO): double fertilization forming a zygote and endosperm; regulation of double fertilization forming a zygote and endosperm; regulation of protein localization to cell surface
Cellular component (GO): extracellular region; vesicle
Source: RefSeq, a predicted model, not a curated record